AUGGCUUUAAACAAUCGCCCCAAGGGAACAUUGCCAGCAGAUACAAAUAUUAACCCCAAGGAGAAAAACUCAAAUCAGCUAAUGGCAGUAAGUCUUCGCAAUGGGAGAGAUUUAGAUAAAGAGCAGGAGGUUGCACAAGCUAGCAAGGAGACUAUGCCAGCCAAGCCAAUUCCACUAGAGGUAGAUGAACCAACAAAUCUGACUGAAGUGGUAGUUGAACAGGGCCAAGAUGAAAAGGGUAAGGCUAAGGUUAAUGAACAAGCUACAGAACAGGUGAUGCCUCCUGUGCCACAGAACCCCAACAGAGAGAAGCCAGCAAGCAGUGCACAAAGGUUGAAUAUUCCUUUGAUGGAUUCCUUGAUAGAGAUGCCAGGUUAUGCAAAGAUGAUGAAAGACCUAAUGUCACGGAAGUUUUAUUUUCAGGAUCUAUCCACAGUAACGCUGACGCAGACCUGCAGCGCGGUAGUGACCAGACUAAUGGCUCAAAAGAUGUCCGACCCAGGUAGUUUCACUAUUCCGUGCACGAUUGGGAGUUACGCCUUUGCAAAGUCAUUAUGUGAUUUGCGAGCCAGCAUAAAUUUGAUGCCUCUGGCUGUACACACCAAACUGGGCAUUGGCAGAGCUAGACCAACUUCGAUGCUGCUGCAGCUAGGUGACCGCACGGUAAAAAGACCUACAGGGAUUCUUGAUGAUGUAUUGGUGCAAGUAGGGAAAUUCGUGUUCCCUGUAGACUUUGUUAUUCUGGAUUGUCAGCAAUCUAUGAGGAGACCUAGUGAAUAUGCGAAUUGCUCUCUAGUGGAGGCAGUGGAUGUGAUCCUCCAAGAAGAUGAUGUGGCCCUGACUGCUAAAGAUCCAUUGAAGGCAUGUAUGAUAAACUUAGAAGAAAUGGAUGGUGAAAGGGCUACACCUCCAGCAAAAACCAUCGGUACAGGAACCACCCAAGUUGGAGCUGAAUCCACUCCCAGCUCACCUCAGGUAGAACAGCUCUUACAG
This is a messenger RNA of Nicotiana tabacum (common tobacco), 993 nucleotides long. NCBI's taxonomy places the organism in Eukaryota, Viridiplantae, Streptophyta, Magnoliopsida, Solanales, Solanaceae. The record is from RefSeq and is a predicted model, not a curated record.